AUGCGGAAGGAUAUUGUGGAGAACAUCGAAAUUGGAGUUGGGCAGCAUAUGGCUGAAAAUGUGCUUGCACUGCUUACAGGCCUGUUCUUUAUGUACACCUUCAUUACCGCCAAGAUCCUCUACACCUUCCUUUCUGCCGCUUCACUCAUUCUCAUGCAAGUGACUUGUGUCAAUCCCGCACCUGCGUUGAAGAGGGCUGGGGGUUUCUUCCAAGAACAGAAGAAGGGGAUGAUCAUGGUCAUCACUGGGCUGGUAUCUCCUUGGGUUAAGGAGAAGGUGUUUGUAGUGUCUGCCUUAACUUUUAAGGAUGUCAAGGACUUGAUCACUGGGACGUGGAGCUUGACUAUCAAUGUUGCAGUUGCCAUGCAGGUCUUAUAUGCACAGCCACUGCCUCUCAAGUGGGUCCAGAUGACAGCCCUCCAGCCAGGUCUUGUGGAACUGAAAUUGUCAUACCAAUCUUUGGAUGUUGUGGAGUUUACUAUCAUUAUCUUCACCAAGGUCUUGCUAGACUCGGAAACUUCAUCCAUGAGGUCUGUCGGAAAUUUCCCUGGUGCCUAA
This is a messenger RNA of Laccaria bicolor S238N-H82, 558 nucleotides long. RefSeq lists its product as uncharacterized. Bases 1 to 558 code for a protein of 185 amino acids. The record is from RefSeq and is a predicted model, not a curated record. NCBI's taxonomy places the organism in Eukaryota, Fungi, Basidiomycota, Agaricomycetes, Agaricales, Hydnangiaceae. The transcript has 7 exons.